AUGACUUCAGCGUUCGAUUCAAUCAUUUGUGACAUCAUCUCAAGUGCUCCUUCUGGUGAGAUCAAAGAGAUUUACAAUGAUUUGAAAGCGCUCACAGGAAACAAGUCUAAUGAUUCCAUUUUGGAAGCAAUUACCGCGUACAAUAUUGAAAACUGCAUUCCGGUGAAUGUUGACGGAGAAAAGGUUAUAAUCUCGAAAUAUAAUAAGGAGGGCUCUAAAUUUUUCAGUCCCGUUACUUCUACGUUGUUCUCUGUCAACCAUUUGGACCGGGUGGGCCUCGAUUUGGAGAAAACUGAUAGAAGCUUAACGGAGGAACAACAAGGCAUAUAUGAUGACCUACUAAAAUACACUAAGAAUAGUUUUCCAGGUGAUGUCACUUUCGCUGUCUAUCCAGGUGCUGUCGAGUCCGAGUUCGUUAUUAUAAUUGUGAGCACGAAGUACAGCCCUGGUAACUACUGGAAUGGGCAUUGGAAAUCUGAAUAUGUGUUCAAUGUGAACUCUGGAAGUCUCGCUGGAGAUGUUGACGUUAGCGUUCAUUAUUUUGAAGAUGGAAACGUAAGCUUCAAGUUUUCAAAAGAUAUCACAAGUGAGGCUUCGCCUUCUAGUGUUGUCACGGUCAUCAGAGAAUUGGAAAACGAACUUGAAAAAGAGAUGAACGCCUCCUUCACAAAUUUAAAUGAAAAGGAAUUCAAACUACUGAGAAGGAGGCUUCCCGUAACUAGGUCAAAAAUUAACUGGGGUAAGGGGAUCGGUAAUUAUAGAUUAGGCAAAGAUUCAUCGCAAAGCCAGAUCUAG
This is a messenger RNA of Lachancea fermentati, 795 nucleotides long. The record is from the annotation of a GenBank genome assembly. NCBI's taxonomy places the organism in Eukaryota, Fungi, Ascomycota, Saccharomycetes, Saccharomycetales, Saccharomycetaceae.